Molecule: messenger RNA, 2431 nt
Organism: Solanum tuberosum (potato)
Lineage: Eukaryota; Viridiplantae; Streptophyta; Magnoliopsida; Solanales; Solanaceae
Product: DEAD-box ATP-dependent RNA helicase 42
Exons: 3
Coding region: 241-2061 (606 amino acids)
Source: RefSeq, a predicted model, not a curated record
GUUAGAGAUAAGCAGGUGCAGUUUGAUACGAUAAUGGAUACUAUAUAUCUAUGGGGUUGAGUGUGUUGGGCACCCUCCAGAUCCUCUCACCAAACCAAACGGAACUCCUUUCCUUCUUCCAAAUCCGAAUUCACAAUCUGUAGAUUUUCCGAUAUUGAUCGCAAUAAUCGAUUCGUUUAUCUGGGGUUUGCUUUUUGCUAUUGCAAUUUUGUUAACGAAGAAGAAGUAAAUCCGAACACAAUGGGAGAACGCAAGUCUUCAUCUAAGAAAAAAUCUUCCAAAAAGAAGAGACUCAAAAUUUCCUCUAAGAUACGGAAGAGAAAAAGCAGAAGAAACAAAUCCAAGAAGUUAUCCAGUUCUGAGGAUGACUCGUCAUCUUCUGCUUCCUCUGAUUAUUCUAGCAGUCCACAGUCUUUGUCCUCCGAUUCAGAGGUUGAUUAUAGUAGGAAAAGACGUAGGCACUCACGUGACAUGAAACGCGUGAAGAAAAGAACCCAGAGAAGAUCCUCAAGCCGAGAUGUCAGUGAGGGUUCACCCCCUGUAAAGAAAAGAAAAAGGUCAAAUAGAAAGAGUCUUGAUUAUGGGAGAAAAGUGCAGAAGAAAAAGCGAAAGAGACACGCUAGUAUUAGCUCCACUAACAGUGACUCAAGAAGUUGUUCUAGUUGCCGACGUGAAAAUAGUGUUAGCUCCAGAGGUAGAGAUUCUAAAAGCUUUUCCACUUGCCAUGAUGAAACUAAUAGUGGUAAUGAGAACACCAAUCUUCAGAUUCCCAGGAUUAAGUCUAGAAAAAAGAUGAAAGAAAAGAAAAUUCAUAAUGAGCCAAGCACUGGCAGAAGGAGCGGAAGUAGGGGACCAGUUUGUUCUUUAUGUAACCAUCAUUCAUGUUCUUGUAAUACUACUCAUAAUGGGGAGGAAUAUGUGGAAGAGAGUAUUCCUAAGCGCUUAAGAUCUGUUGUUACUAUUCCAGAAAAGACACGUGAGGAAGAGGGUGACGAGCAGGGACCAGAUAUGCUUAAAGAAGAGAUUUUGAAUAAGCACCAUGAUUGUCCUUCAUGCAGAAACCAUGACAAUAAUGACCUGGAAAUUAAAGGGAAAUUAGCUUCUUGUUCUUGUUUCCCGUCCAUUCAAACAAUGCAGGAUGGAAAUUUGAUAAUUGAUGAAACUUUUGGCCCCACAAAAGUUGAUGGUGGUCUGGAUCCUAAACCCAAUAAAGUCAAAGAAGCAAGUCAUGAUAAUGGAGGUGAGAGUGGGAAUUCUGAUAAUAUUGCUAAUACAGGAAUUGAGGAUCUUGAGACUGUCUUACGGAAAAAGGCGUUGGAGAAUUUGCAGAAGUUUCGUAAAGAGUUUCAAACAAAUUUAAAAUCUGGUGCCAAGGAAACAAAGAAUGGCAGUGAUGUUAAUCACUUAUCCCCUUUGAAGACUGAGGUUGUACCAUACAAGUCUCUGGAGCGGGGGGGAAAAGAUGGAUUGGCUUUAAAUCAAGCUGUAAAAUGUAGAAGCAAGCUUGUAACUACUAAGGAAUUUUCUCAUUCCACAGAGAUUGAGAUAAAUACUCCAGUUGAAAAGAAUAAUGGAAAAGGAUCUGGUUGCGUUGAGCCGGGUGUUACACAACCUGCUGAUAGAUCAGCACUCUCAGAGAGUCCAGAACAGGAGAACCAUACCACUGAACCAGUUCUUAGCAAUGAACCUGAACCUGGUAAACUAUUAUGUAGUACCACAGUACAGACAUAUAAAAAGGAAAAUCCAUUGGCUUCCAAGAGAAACAUAAUUAAAACACCAGUUCCCUUGAGACCUGGAGUUCAUAGCACUGGGACCAGCGAUAACUUAGACAUGGGAGCUGUUAAUGCCGGUAUCCGUCCUACUGUAGAAACUACUUCUAGUGUCAGAUCCACAUCUGAUGGACUUACUUCAAAACACCAGCCAGAUGAAACCAAGGAUGCCUCUGAAUUUGAACAAAAGACCAUGUCUGUAAUGAGGGGUGGUGAGACGGUACAGGUAAACUACAAGGUCUACAUCCCCAAGAGGGCCCCUGCUCUGUCCAGGAGAAAACUCAAUCGGUGAUGUGGCUCAGUUAAAUUUUCAUGCCAAUUUAAUCUGUGAAUGCUUGUGUAUCAAAAAACAUUUUCCCGACUGUGAAGCUAUGAGCUCUUUUAUCCUACAGAAGAAAGCUGAUGGACAAAGAUAUCUUUAGCUAUGUUUGUGUAGAACAGAAAAAAGAAUAAAAAUUUAAGCAUUUCACAAUGAAGCUCUCGUAUUUCCUUCCGUGUCGUUCUAUUUGGAUGUACUUAAUAUUUUCCAUAGUUAUUGAGAACAUAUUUAAGAGGAUAUUUUCCCCAUUUGGCUGCAAUCUGCUAAAUGUGUGUUGAAUUUUAUAAUUUAGCAGAUUCAGCUCAAACUUUUUGGUGAUUGACUGGAACGUCUUAAAUGCUUA